AUGAAUCUCUCGAUGAGAACCUUUGUUCUAUCUUUCAUCUUGUUAUGUGCCACUGCAUGGGCUCAAGAAUCUUUGUCUCUACGUAUUCGUGAGACGCAAGACCUAUUGCUAAGCCAAGGCCCUACAAGCUCGGUCCUAGAUCUGUAUGACUCGCUAGUCGCAGAUAUAGAACUGGCGGAAGAAAAACUUGAUAUGGCUGUAAUUGCUCAGGUGUACUAUAAAAAGGCAUUGGUGGAACUCAGCUUGAGCAAAAUUCUGCCUGCGGUAUCCGACUUAAUCAAAACAUUAGAUUACGAUCCUACCUUGGCGCCUGCAUCUCUGAAACUCCUUGAACUAUUGUUGGAGAGAGGUCAAUUUGGCGAAAUCAGACUGCGGUUUUCUACAAAAGAUGCACCAGAUGUCUUUGCAAAAAUGGAUAUGUGGACUCAGCAGUAUGAAAAGGUGGAACAAUAUCUUGCUGAUAAAUCCAGAAUGAGCCCAGAAGAAUGUUUAGAAGUUGUCAAUCAAUAUUUGAUCCCGGUUACACCUCUUUUUCACUCCGUUUAUAAUCUUCAUUUGCAGUGCAGCAAAAAGCGAGUUGCAACUCUCUUGGGAAAAGAUGGGGAUUCUGCUGAUUUAUACUUUAAGGAUAUCAUUGGCGACUAUUCCAAGAUUUUAAAGUUGCAACCACAAAAGAAUCUAGAGCUCUACAAUGAAUUUGCCCAAUACGCAUUAUUUACUGAGAAUUUGUUUCUGGAAAGUUGGAAUGUCGUGAAAAGCUGCUUGCGUAUCAAUAACGACUUCAAAUCAUGUGCUGAUCUUCUGAAGACUUUUUCAAGGCUUCAAGGAAUAUUUAAACCAUUGGAAGAGUAUUCACAGGUGUCUGAAAUGUUGUACUUUGUAAAGGAAGAUCUCAGAGACAAAGUGGAGGCUCUUGAAAUGGAUGAUCUUGAUUACAAAGACAUUUACAAUAUUUUUGAGAGCCCAGUUAAACUUCCCAAGAGAGAGGCAGCCAAACUACCUCGUUCAGUAAAAUCAUCCUAUGACUACCUCAUUUGGAAGGCGCAGCAAUUUGCGCAGUCUGAAUUCCAUGACCAGACCACUUCUUCGGCUUUGAAAUUUGUUCAAGACCUUAACAAAUUUGCCUGUGAGGCUGGAGUUCGGAGUGGGCACGCUAAAAAUAAGUUUUGCAAAUUGGUCAACGAGAAUGAAGGCCUUUUUUUGCCUAAGCACUUGGCCAAGAUUGAUGAACUUUUGCAAAAGAAUAAAUUUAGCGAGGCAAAAGAGCUCUUGUUGAAAUUCAAUAAAAAUGUGCGCAGAACAGCUUUGUUCAAAGAGAGGUGGCUGGCUAUUGAAAGAUUCCAACAGCGCCAGCAACAUCAGCACCAGCAACAACAAUUCCAUAGACAGCAGCAACAAAGGCAAAGACAACGACAACAACGUCAUGAACCACAGCAUCAGCAUGAUCCGAGCAAAGAUUAUUACAAGAUCUUAGAUAUUCCAAAGGAUGCUGACGAGAAAACGAUCAAAAAAGGCUACAGAACACAGACCCUCAAAUAUCAUCCUGACAAGUAUAAAGGGAAGGAUCUUUCCGAAAAGGAGAUUGAAACUAAAAUGCAAGAAAUCAAUGAAGCUUAUGAGGUUUUAUCUAACCCCCAAUCAAAGGCUGAUUACGAUAACCGUAAUCACAGACCUCAAGGGUCUGGCAGACAUGGUCUGCGUAAUAACGGCGGGCGGGAAUUCGUGAACGUUCAAUUCAACCCACAAGACUUCUUCAGACAGCAGGGCUUCCAUUUUGAGUUCUAA
Messenger RNA from Clavispora lusitaniae ATCC 42720, 1785 nucleotides. RefSeq names its product Jem1p (gene JEM1). Gene Ontology annotation, molecular function: protein-folding chaperone binding; misfolded protein binding. Gene Ontology annotation, cellular component: endoplasmic reticulum. Gene Ontology annotation, biological process: protein folding in endoplasmic reticulum. The record is from RefSeq and is a predicted model, not a curated record. NCBI's taxonomy places the organism in Eukaryota, Fungi, Ascomycota, Pichiomycetes, Serinales, Metschnikowiaceae.